Molecule: messenger RNA, 1077 nt
Organism: Lolium rigidum
Lineage: Eukaryota; Viridiplantae; Streptophyta; Magnoliopsida; Poales; Poaceae
Product: BTB/POZ and MATH domain-containing protein 1-like
Exons: 1
Coding region: 1-1077 (358 amino acids)
Biological process (GO): protein ubiquitination
Molecular function (GO): protein binding
Source: RefSeq, a predicted model, not a curated record
AUGGAGGCAAGCAAGACGGUCUCUACGUCUACGUCUACGUGCACCCGGGAGGUAGACCAAGUCACACAUGUGUUCCAUAUCUUGGAUUACAGCAAGCACAGGGGCAUGGGCAACAACCUCAACAGCUACAUACGGUCCCAGAUAUUCGCUGUCGGCGGCCACGACUGGGCCAUCCGUUUCUACCCUGAUGGGUACCACAAAAGGUACAAAGAUUACAUCUCAGUUUAUCUCGUGCUUUUGUGGCAGAGCAACAAUGUCAUGGCGUCAUGCGACCUGAGGCUGGUCAAUCAGAUCACCGGAUUAUCCUCCUCAGUGCAUAAAACAGGGCCUAGGAUUUUCAGUUCCCAUGACUCCACUGCGUUUGCUCCAGAUGCUCCUGCUUUCAAAAGGCGAAACGAGAUUGAGAACUCCGCAUACCUUAGGGAUGAUCGCCUGACGAUCGAGUGCAUUGUCACCGUCAUCCAAAAGCCACAAGUUACCGAAGCCAGACCAUUCCCCAAGAUCGACAUGCCACCAUCCGACAUGGUCGAGCAAGUCGGCAGGCUGCUAGAUGAGAAGGAGGGGUUUGACGUCAGUUUUAGUGUUGGAGGAGAGACUGUUGAAGCACAUCGGUUCGUUCUCGCCAUGCGGUCGCCCGUUUUCAAAGCGGAGCUGUAUGGGGCAAUGAGGGAGAUUAGGUCGACGGGGCAGCACAUAACCAUCGAGGACAUGCAGCCUGCCGUUUUCAGGGCCCUGAUCCGUUUCAUCUACAACGAUUCUUUGCCUCCCAAUGACCUCGGUACUGAGAUGAUCCGGCUUCUACUAGUGGCUGCCGAUAGAUACGCCAUGGAGAGGCUCAAGAUGGUCUGCCAAAGCAUCCUCUGCGAGGAUCUGAACACGGACACCGUGGCAACCACGCUGGCUUUAGCUGACCAACAUAGCUGCGGCAAGCUUAAGGACGCCUGCUUUGAAUUUAUCGAGAUAUCCGACGCGAUGGAUGCCGUGGUGGCAACCCAAGGCUUCCAAGAUCUCAUGGUGACUUGCCCAUCGCUGGUAGUGGAGGCAUUGGAGAAGCGAAGAAAGUUCCGUAAAGCAUGA